Sclerotinia sclerotiorum 1980 UF-70 is the source of this 1002-nucleotide messenger RNA. RefSeq lists its product as hypothetical. The transcript is spliced from 3 exons. The coding region runs from base 1 to 1002 and encodes 333 amino acids. The record is from RefSeq and is a predicted model, not a curated record. Gene Ontology annotation, molecular function: phosphatase activity. Lineage: Eukaryota; Fungi; Ascomycota; Leotiomycetes; Helotiales; Sclerotiniaceae.
AUGCCUUCUGCAGUUACACCACCACCAUCACUUAGUACCCAAGAUUUGGCAGUUAAGAAAACAAGUUACUCUCGUACUCAAGAUCCCGAAAUGUUGAAGUGUAAGAGGAAGAUUAUUUGUUUCUCAGAUUUCGAUGGCACAAUCUUCAUGCAAGAUACGGGACACGUCCUCUUCGACGCCCACGGCUGCGGAGAAGAACGUCGUCUAAUCCUCGACGAACAAAUCAAAACAGGCGAACGAUCCUUCCGCGACGUAUCAGAAGAAAUGUGGGGAUCCCUCCGCGUUCCAUUCGAAGAUGGAUUCGCAAUCAUGGAAAAAUCCCUCGAGAUUGAUCCUGAUUUCCAAAAAUUCCAUCGCUUCUGCAUCGAUAACAAUAUCCCAUUUAACGUCAUCAGCGCGGGAUUAAAACCCGUUCUGAGAAGAGUUCUUGAUAAAUUCCUCGGAGAGGAAGAAAGUAAACGCAUUCAAAUCGUCGCAAAUGAAGCCGAGAUUAGCGAGGAUGGAAGUCAGUGGAAACCCGUUUGGAGACAUGAUACUGAGCUUGGUCACGAUAAAGCAUUAUCGAUUACCGAAGCUAGAGAACAUGCACAGUUGGAAUGUGAAGAUGGAACAAUCCCCCUCAUUGUCUUUAUCGGGGAUGGUGUAUCGGAUCUCCCAGCUGCGAGACAAGCUGAUGUAUUGUUUGCGCGGAGAGGAUUGCGAUUAGAGGAAUACUGUCUAGAACAUCGUAUUCCGUAUAUUCCAUUUGAUACUUUUGCGGAUAUUCAAAAGGAGGUGCAGAAGAUUGCUGAGGAGGAUCAAUUGAAGACGGGUGGUACAGGUAAACCUGUUAGGUUUAAUCCGAGGGCUAAUUUGUGGAGACGAGUCUCUAGUAAGAAUGCUGUUCCUUCAUACGUAGCAGCUACCCCUACAAAAGAAGAAAAAAUGUUCUUAUGGCCAGAAUCUUUCUCCGAGUUGAAGGAAAAUCGUCCUUCGACUAUUCAAGAACAGAUUGUUGCUUAA